Messenger RNA from Spea bombifrons (plains spadefoot toad), 621 nucleotides. Its product is annotated as transmembrane protein 171-like. Lineage: Eukaryota; Metazoa; Chordata; Amphibia; Anura; Pelobatidae. The transcript has a single exon. The record is from RefSeq and is a predicted model, not a curated record. Bases 1 to 621 code for a protein of 206 amino acids.
AUGGCAGAAUUUACUGCCAGACAGGAUAGGAGAAGGAGAGAAUCAACAGGAGACCAUUCAAAUCCAGACAGCCGCUUCCUCCAUGGGAAGAGCCGACAGUUUGUCCAGUUUUUAACGCUUGGGAUCCUGUUCGUCGGUUGUGGAAUACUUAUUGCUAUCCCAGGAGUUGUGGUAUCAGAAUGCAAGCCGGUACCCAAAACAGCUACAGCUCCUGGAUUCUGUGAAAAUCGCUCAUUGCAAAUAUCUGGACUUGUGAUUGCAGCAGUUGGCUUGUUUUUCUGCCUGUUGGCGCAUAUGACCAGAAACCAUCUGGUCGACGAUGUCCCCGAGUCUGAGGAGGAACCCAGAGAUCAGCCUUUUAGCAUUAUGUUGGAGGGCGAAGUCUACAUGUUCCCGCCACCCCCACCACCCUACUUUCCAAGAGGGUGUAACAUGCCAACGAGCGAGGAUCCACCUCCUUACUACAGCAUGUAUAAUAAAACAUAUAAUGAUGAAUCCAGCAGACGCGCUCGGGAAGCCAUUCCACUGCCGAGCUCUUCUACCAACGAGGGUUUUCCUUCAGAGCCGCCUCCAAGCUACACUGAGCUCUAUCCUCCUCAGCCUGAGCCUGCUGACAAUUAA